Messenger RNA from Pteronotus mesoamericanus, 2644 nucleotides. It is a transcript of the gene BMAL2, whose product is annotated as basic helix-loop-helix ARNT like 2. Gene Ontology annotation, cellular component: cytoplasm; aryl hydrocarbon receptor complex; transcription regulator complex. NCBI's taxonomy places the organism in Eukaryota, Metazoa, Chordata, Mammalia, Chiroptera, Mormoopidae. The coding region runs from base 131 to 1753 and encodes 540 amino acids. The record is from RefSeq and is a predicted model, not a curated record. Gene Ontology annotation, molecular function: DNA-binding transcription factor activity, RNA polymerase II-specific; protein dimerization activity; RNA polymerase II cis-regulatory region sequence-specific DNA binding. Gene Ontology annotation, biological process: regulation of transcription by RNA polymerase II. The transcript has 14 exons.
GGCACCUGGCAGAGCACCGCGGGUACCCGAGCCCGCACUCUCGGUCGCCACCUGCGCCGGCGCAGGGUGGGCUCCAGGCGCUCCAUGCUGCCAGCCCUGGGGCUGCUCAGACGGCCCAGCGGCUCUUGCCAUGGCGGCGGAAGAGGAGGAUGCAGCGAGAGGUAAAGUGUUGAUAGAAGACAACCAGUUCAUUGCUCCCAUGGUGUCCAGUCACAUGAGCCCAUGGACAAAACCAGCAGCCCCCGGAUCGUUCAGCCCACACGUGACAGAGUUCCCCAGGAAACGAAAAGGCAGUGAUUCAGAUCCUUCCCAAGAAGCUCACAGCCAAACCGAAAAGCGGAGGAGAGACAGGAUGAAUAACCUGAUUGAAGAGCUGUCUGCAAUGGUCCCUCAGUGCAAGCCCAUGGCACGGAAACUGGACAAACUCACAGUUUUAAGGAUGGCCGUUCAACACUUGAAGGCUUUAAAAGGUAUUACAAAUUCUUAUACAGGAGAUAUUUAUCGACCUUCAUUUAUUCAGGAUAAUGAGCUCAGACACUUAAUCCUUAAGGCUGCAGAAGGCUUCCUGUUUGUGGUUGGAUGUGAAAGAGGAAAAAUUUUCUUCGUUUCUAAGUCAGUCUCCAAAAUACUUAAUUAUGAUCAGGCUAGUUUGACUGGACAAAGCUUUUUUGACUUCCUACAUCCAAAAGAUGUUGCCAAAGUAAAGGAACAGCUGUCUUCCUCUGAUAUUUCACCGAGAGAGAAGCUAAUAGAUGCCAAAAAUCACAGAAAAUUCUGUACUAUCCACUGUACUGGAUACUUGAGAAGCUGGCCCCCAAAUAUUGUUGGAAUGGAAGAAGAAAGGGACAAUAAGAAAGACAGUAAUUUCACCUGCCUUGUUGCCAUUGGGAGAUUAUAUCCACAUAUUGUCCCACAGAACAGUGGGGAGAUUAAAGUGAAACCAACUGAAUUUAUAACCCGUUUUGCAGUGAAUGGAAAAUUUGUCUACGUGGACCAAAGGGCAACAGCAAUUUUAGGAUAUUUGCCUCAGGAACUUUUGGGAACUUCAUGUUAUGAAUAUUUUCAUCAAGAUGACCAUAGUAAUUUGACAGACAAGCACAAAGCAGUUUUACAGAGUAAAGAGAAAAUAUUUACAGAUUCAUACAAAUUCAGAGUGAAAGAUGGCUCUUUUAUAACUUUAAAAAGCCAAUGGUUUAGUUUCACAAAUCCUUGGACCAAAGAACUGGAAUAUAUUGUGUCCGUCAACACUUUAGUUUUGGGACACAACGAGACUGAAGCAGCAGCAGCAUCGCUUCCUUGCAGCUCUCAGUCAUUUGAAGAAUCCUCUAGAAAGUCUUGUAUUAGUGUGCCUGGAAUGUGUACUGGAACAGUACUUGGUGCUGGUAGUAUCGGAACAGAUAUUGCAAAUGAAGUUCUGGACUUACAAAGGUUACAGUCUUCUUCAUCCUUUGGUGAUUCAAGUCCAACAGAUUUAAUGAAAGAUAUUCACACUAUAAACUGCAGGAAUAUGUCAGCUAAGGAGUUGAUUCCGCUAAGUCCUUCGGAAACGGGGGAGCUAGAAGCUGCAAGGCAAAACCACAGCGCUGCUGCCCCCCCCAGUCAAGAACCACUUCUAGGUGAUGGGGCCCAGCUGGAUUUUGAUGCCUUGUGUGACAAUGACGACACAGCCAUAGCUGCCUUCAUGAAUUACUUAGAAGCAGAGGGGGGCCUGGGGGACCCUGAGGACUUCAGUGACAUCCGCUGGACACUAUAGCAUUUGAUUUUUAACUCCAAAUAUGGGAACGGUUUUAUAGCAUUUCCUUUACAAAAGCAAAACAAAACAAACAAAAACCCCUGUAUAUUCUUGUGUACCAUAUGGAUACUGUUUUUAUCCUUUAUUCUUAUUAAGGGUGUACCAAUUUUCAUAGACUUGCACCCACUUUCACAGAGGCCUGGGGAAAUGUGACAUUUUCCUUCAAACAGAACUGCUCAGAGUUGCCUACUGACCCCUUUAUUCAGUGAACUGGCUUUAAACACACUAGCUGCUAUUUUUUGCUAAAAUAUUUCUAACCAAGACUCUCACAUCUUGUUUUUUAAUUUUUUGAUGCAGUUUUUUUUAUUUUGGGGAAUUUAAUAUGUUGGCAUUUUCCUUGUGUCUAAGAUUCAUUUAUAAUUGACUUAUAAUAGUAGAUUUGUAUAAUUUGAAACAUUUCCAUUUCUUGUGUAUUUCCUCAUAGGCACAAUGAAAUUUAUAGUCAUGAUUACAAUGAAUACUGUAUUUGGUCUUUGUAAACUUGGGCAAGCAGAAAGCCAGGAUGUUUAUACCCAGUUGAGCACUUUGGGAUGGAUUUUAAAUGAGAUGAUUUUUAUUUAAAACUCAGAAAAAGAAAAGUUGAGACACUUUCAACUUUGCUUACAGAAAAGGAAAGAUUUUGGGCCCUAGAUGUUAGUGAUUAACUGUCACAUAUAUAAAAUUUACUCUUAAUAUACCACUCAAGAUUUUCUUUACAGAGAAAACAGUUUUUUGAUGCUGAAAUGGUUAUGUAGUAACUGAUAAUCUUAGAGGGAGAAACAGGCCCCGGGCAGAUUAAAUGUUUUGUGUAAAGACACAAUUGAAUUCAUAUUUUUUUAUUGUUUAAUGUGUCUAAACCAGUUUUUUUCUACA